This is a messenger RNA of Vidua chalybeata, 5851 nucleotides long. RefSeq names its product AT-rich interaction domain 3B (gene ARID3B). Gene Ontology annotation, biological process: regulation of transcription by RNA polymerase II. The transcript is spliced from 9 exons. The coding region runs from base 230 to 1924 and encodes 564 amino acids. Gene Ontology annotation, cellular component: nucleus. NCBI's taxonomy places the organism in Eukaryota, Metazoa, Chordata, Aves, Passeriformes, Viduidae. The record is from RefSeq and is a predicted model, not a curated record. Gene Ontology annotation, molecular function: DNA binding.
CCCUCUGGCCGUUCCCGGAAGCGGUGAGGGCGCUCCCGGCGCUUCCGGCCGGGCGAGGAAGGGGCGGGAGGGGGGAAGGAGGAAGGGAAGGGAAAGGAAAGGAAGGGAAAGGAAAGGAAGGAGAGGAGGAGGAAGGAGGGGCUGAGGCGGCCGCGCACCGACCGGCGGGACCCGCCACAGGAGAUCGUGCGCGGCUCCCGCCGGGGCCGCCAGCCAUGCGCACGGCGGGAUGAAGCUGCAGGCGGUGGUGGAGCAGCUGCAGAAGCAGCAGCAGCAGCAGCAGCAGCAGCAGCAGCAGCCGGCGGUGCCCAUGGAUUGCCGGGAGCGCCGCCGGGAGCCGCAGGUGCCCUUCCCGACGCCGCCGCCCUUCCCCGGCCAGCCCCGCGCCGGGCGCGCCCCGGGGAUGGCACCCGCUGUCCCCCCGGGGAUGGCACCCGCCGUCCCCACGGGCAGAGCCCCCGCCACGGCCGGCCGGCCCUUGGAGCAGAGCAGCGGGAACUCUGAGGACGAGGAGGACGAGGAGGACGAGGAGGAGGAGGAGGAGGAUGAAGAGGAGGAGGAGGAAGAAGACGGCGCCGAGCUGGAGGACGGCGCCGGGGUGCCCGGCCAGGAGAGCCGCUCUGCCCUCCCGUAUUUCCGCGCUCCCAAAGGUGCCCAUGCCAGCCAGAGAGCGGGAUCUGCCGCCAGCCCCGUGCCGGGCGCGGGGCACCCGCGGGGCGCCCAGCAGGGCAAGGAGGAGCAGGGCAAAGACUCUGCCAAGCAUUGCGGAGCCUCGGCGGGGCGCCCCGGCUGGCGCCCGGACGAGCAGCUCAAACAGAACGGCGGCGUGAGCUGGAGCGACGAAGGCGACGGCUGCCGGGGAAGGGAAAUCUCCCGAGACUUUGCCAAGCUCUACGAACUGGACAGCGACCCCGAGCGCAAGGAGUUCCUGGAUGACCUCUUCAUCUUCAUGCAGAAGAGGGGAACUCCCAUCAACAGGAUCCCCAUCAUGGCCAAGCAGAUCCUGGACCUCUACAUGCUCUACAAGCUGGUGACGGAGAAGGGCGGGCUGGUGGAGAUCAUCAACAAGAAGAUCUGGAGGGAGAUCACCAAAGGCCUUAACCUGCCCACCUCCAUCACCAGCGCCGCCUUCACCCUGCGCACCCAGUACAUGAAGUACCUCUACGCCUACGAGUGCGAGAAGAAGUCUCUGAGCUCCCCGGCCGAGCUCCAGGCCGCCAUCGACGGCAACCGGCGCGAGGGCCGGCGGCCCAGCUACAGCUCCUCCCUGUUCAGCUACUCGCCCUCCACGCCGGGGCCUCCUUCCCUGCUGUCCCCCCCCAAAAUCCGCUUCCCCAUCAUCGGCGUGGCGCCGGGCGGCGCCGCCGGCAACCCCCGCGUGUCGCCGGCCCUCAGGAAAGGUGACGGCGUGCCCCUGGCCGUGUCCAUGCCGAGCCGCGUGGCCGUGCCGGUGACGCUGGGUGGCCAGCAGGCCGCCGCGGCGGCCAGGACGGCCACGCUGGAGCAGCUGAGGGAGCGGCUGGAGGCGGGAGAGCCCCCGGAGAAGAAGGUGCCGCGGAUGACGGAGGAGGAGCAGCGGCUGGUGCAGCAGGCCCUGCAGCGCAACCUGUUCAGCAUGGCCCGGCAGAUCCCCAUGAAGAUCAAAAUCAACGGGAAAGACAAGGCCGACUCCGCGGCGGCGGCGCUGAACCUGUCCCCCAACGGCAUCGGCAGCAUCAACAUGUCCGUGGAGAUCAACGGCACCACCUACGCUGGGGUGCUGUUUGCCCAGAAGCCCGUGGUGCAGCUCCUGGCCGGCUCGGGCCCGCAGAGCUCGUGCAGCAGCAGCAGCAGCAGCAGCAGCAGCAGCUCCCACUGCUCCCCCAGCCCUACCUCAUCGCGGGGCACGCCCGGCGCAGAGCCCUCCACCAGCUGGUCCCUGUGACGGCCGCUGCCCCGGGAGUGCACACAUACCUCACCUCAAGGAACCUGCUCUCGUGGCUGCAGCACCUGGAGGAUGAUGAUGAUGAUGACGAUGGUGUUGGUGGUGGUGGUGGUGGUGAUGGUGGUGAAACCUUUCCAUGCCAGCGAGUUUUCCUUCAUCGUCUCUUUGUCCGGCCUUUUUUUGGCUUUGUUCCACCCCUUUCCUUCCUCCAUUUUCCUCUUUGUUUCCUCCUCCUCCUCCUCCUCCUCCCAGGGUGUGUGGUGUUCCCACGGAGGGGGGGCACACCUGGCGUUUCUCAAUCAGGGAUGGCUCUGGGGCCACAGCUCCUGGGAUGUCACCAGGGCAGGGACAGGACUGGGGCUGGGAACCCUGGUUCUGCUGGAGCCCUGGUUCUGCUGGAGCCCUGGUUCUGCUGGAGCCCUGGUUCUGCUGGAGCCCUGGUUCUGCUGGAGCCCUGGUUCUGCUGGGACCCUGGUUCUGCUGGGACCCUGGUUCUGCUGGGAGCCCUGGUUCUGCUGGAGCCCUGGUUCUGCUAGAGCCCUGGUUCUGCUGGGAACCCUGGUUCUGCUGGAGCCCUGGUUCUGCUGGGAGCCUGGUUCUGCUGGAGCCCUGGUUCUGCUGGGAGCCCUGGUUCUGCUGGGAACCCUGCUUCUACUGGGAACCCUGGUUCUGCUGGAGCCCUGGUUCUGCUGGAGCCCUGGUUCUGCUGGGAACCCUGGUUCUGCUGGAGCCCUGGUUCUGCUGGGAGCCCUGGUUCUGCUGGGACCCUGGUUCUCCUGGGAACCCUGGUUCUCCUGGGAACCCUGGUUCUGCUGGGAACCCUGGUUCUGCUGGGACCCUGGUUCUGCUAGGAGCCCUGGUUCUCCUGGGAACCCUGGUUCUGCUGGAGCCCUGGUUCUGCUGGAACCCUGGUUCUGCUGGGAACCCUGGUUCUGCUGGGACCCUGGUUCUGCUGGGAACCCUGGUUCUGCUGGAGCCCUGGUUCUGCUGGAGCCCUGGUUCUGCUGGGAACCCUGGUUCUGCUGGGAACCCUGGUUCUGCUGGAGCCCUGGUUCUGCUGGAGCCCUGGUUCUGCUGGGAACCCUGGUUCUGCUGGAGCCCUGGUUCUGCUGGAGCCCUGGUUCUGCUGGGACCCUGGUUCUGCUGGAGCCCUGGUUCUGCUGGGAACCCUGGUUCUGCUGGAGCCCUGGUUCUGCUGGAACCCUGGUUCUGCUGGGAACCCUGGUUCUGCUGGGACCCUGGUUCUGCUGGGAACCCUGGUUCUGCUGGAGCCCUGGUUCUGCUGGAGCCCUGGUUCUGCUGGGAACCCUGGUUCUGCUGGAGCCCUGGUUCUGCUGGAGCCCUGGUUCUGCUGGGAACCCUGGUUCUGCUGGAGCCCUGGUUCUGCUGGAGCCCUGGUUCUGCUGGGACCCUGGUUCUGCUGGAGCCCUGGUUCUGCUGGAACCCUGGUUCUGCUGGAGCCCUGGUUCUGCUAGAGCCCUGGUUCUGCUGGAGCCCUGGUUCUGCUGGGAACCCUGGUCCUGCUGGGAGCCCUGGUCCUGCUGGAACCCUGGUCCUGCUGGGAACCCUGGUCCUGCUGGGAGCCCUGGUUCUGCUGGAGCCCUGGUCCUGCUGGAACCCUGGUUCUGCUGGGAACCAGGGGCCACCAGGGCUCUUCCCACUCACAACUCCAUGUUUUGACAAUCCUGAGAGCCAGGGGGUGCCUGGCCCUGUCCUCCCGUGGCAAUCUGCUCAUGUCCCUUCCUGCUGUGUUCCCGUGUCCUCAGGGGAGGCUCCUGAGCCUCCCUCCUGAUCCUCUCCACGGUUCUGGCACCAUCAGCUGCUUGAUUCUGGCUGGUGCCACCUCCCCCCUCGAGUCCUGAAUGUCCCCGAGUGUCCCUGAGGAGUGGCACGGACAGCCUGGGCGUGCUGGGGCUCCGUGUCCCCGCUCUGUCCCCGAAGCAGGGGCACUCGGGUUGGAGCAGGCUCCCUGGAGCAGCUCUGGAAGCUCUGCAGGGCUGUGUGCUGAGCACAGGGGUGCAGGGGGAACCCAGCUGGGCCCUGUGCAGGUGGGCUGGUUCAUGUGGGGAUCUGGGGCUCUGAGCUGCACCCGAGCAGGGCAGACCUUCUGCUCCCAGCAAGGAGGAAUCCGGCCCUUCCUGGCCCUGGCACCCCCAGCUGGGAGCAGGGCUGGAAUUCCCUGCGAAUCAGCUGCUCAGGUGGCCUGGUGCUGUCCCCCUGUCCCCGUCCCCUGCCCUGGUGACAUCCCUGCCAUCCCUCGUGCCCCGGUGACGUCCUUCCCGUGCUGCAGGCCCGAGUCAGGUUUUUUGAGCAGAUGAAAUACCUCAGAUAUGUACUUGUUGGGUUGUUUUGUUUGUGUUGGGUUGGUUUUUUUUUAACCUCUUCAGGAAGUAUUGGCGUAUCCUAUCGCUUGGGGGCUUUCAUAGGUGGGUUUGCUGACUUUGUGUUUGCUUUUAUUUCUGUUGGCUUUUAAAUGGAUCACCAAAGACAGGGAGUUCAGACAAGGCUGAGCAGAGGAGCAGUGGCUUCCCCACCCUCCGGGAGCCCAGCUCCAGCAUCAUCCCAGGACACGUGCACGGCAGGACAGCGGGAAAACGGGGCAGGGCUGACCUGGCCCUCGGAUCUGUGCGCUCUCCCAGCUCCGGGCUCUGUCCUCCCGCUGCUUCCUGUACUGUGGCAGGGCUGUCCUCGGCCCGCAGCGCCCAGGACUCUCUGGGAUCAGGAGCUGCACGUGUCCUGGGAGGGAUGCUGCUCCCGGCUGUCCCCCUGUGCUCUCAGAGGGAGCGCUGCCCUCCCUGUGGGCGGGGAAGCCGGGCUGACCCGCGGGCUCCGUGGCAUUUCAUCCUCACACACUCCCAGAGGGUUUUCCAGCCUCUGGGACUCAAUCAGAUUAUUUUUCCCCUUUUUUUUCUGGGUUUUCUUUUGGUUGUUUUAUUUUAUUCUUGGGUGGGGUUGGGGCUGUUUCCUCUGAGUGGGACUGGGGCACUUUCUGCUUUUCCCUCUGCUCUGCUCCUUGGCCCCGGGGAGCAGAGGCUGCUCCGGGGUGGGGCUGCUUUGUCUCACUUGCUAACGUUGUGUUUUCUUGCACAGAAAGGCACUCGAAUCACUGAACUGCUUGGACACUACUAGAGUAUUAAAUGUUUAUAAGCUUUACUCAACCUAGACUGGAACUAGCCAGGGACUAACAGAUUGUUUUGUAUCCAAUUCAGGGAAAGAAUCAGGUCGGGAAGCGUUAACAGAUACCUCAGUUAAAUAAGCUGCAACAAUAAACCGGUCCUUUUCCCAGCCCGGGGUGACAAGGACCAUCGAGACUGUGAAGAGUUAACCCUUUCCCUCAGCCUGGCUUUGGCCCUGGCAGCCUGAGCUGCGGGUCUCCUGCUGAGCUGCCAGGCUUUGGGUGGGGGGUGCUGGAAACCAGCAGCAGAGCGGGGGAGGCCGAGCGGGGGCCGCCCCAGCCCCGUGUAGUACUCAGGGUUUGAUGCUGCCAGCAGGACGUUCCCGAGGGCAGUGCUCCAUCCUCCCCCAGCUCCACACACCAGCCAAAAACCCCCGGCCAGCCCCCAGCUUGCUCCCCCGGCGCUUCCAGGGGGGGAAAGCGAGCCGAGCCUGCUCCCGGGGCUGCGGGGAAGGCACGGAGGGUGGCAUGAGGGGAGGCUGCGUGUGCCUGCUCGUUCCAGGGGACUGCGAUCAGAUGUUCUCUCCAAACAGCUGCAGCAGCCUUGCUAACUAGUUUUCUUACCUAUUUAAAAGAGAGAAAAAAAUAAUAAAAUAAGUAAAUAAAAACAAAUGUGAUAGCCUAGGCGGUGGAUAAAUACCUCAACGUCUCCUUCCAACAAGUGUCUGUAUAUGUUGUUGUUGGGUUUUUUCUAUCUUACAGGUUAUCUGAAUGUUUAUAUUCCAAUAAACUUCUACCUCUUCACACCGUGA